Messenger RNA from Pogona vitticeps (central bearded dragon), 546 nucleotides. The record is from RefSeq and is a predicted model, not a curated record. Lineage: Eukaryota; Metazoa; Chordata; Lepidosauria; Squamata; Agamidae.
AUGGCCUUUUCCAAUGAAAUUUCAUCUCAGGGAUGUAACCUUCACAGCAGAUUACAGGAAGCUAACAAGAACAACCUAGAACUUCUGAACAACAAACCUCAGUCCUCCAUUCCCGUACAAUGCAUAGAUGAUGUCCUCAACUUCUCACUCAAUGAAGAAAGCCUCACAAACAUUGGUGUCUUUGAUGAAGAGAACGCCCGGGUCACCAUACAAGAAAUACUUCAGCAGACAAGCCGCAUCUUCACACAAAAUCACAGUGAAUUGUCUUGGGAUGAGAAUUCUAUUAGCGCUUUCCUGGCUGGACUGGAUCAGCAAAUACAGAACAUGGAAAGAUGUCUGAAUGCAUCUCCAAGGAGUCAGCAAGUGCAGCUCACCAGACUGAGAGUGAAAAGAUACUUCCAAAAGCUCAGUGGCCUCCUGAAAGAGAAAGAGUACAGCCAGUGUGCCUGGGAGAUUGUCUGGAUCCAAGUCAAGCAGUGCUUUGUCCAGAUAAAUCAAUUCAUCCAAAGAAUCCCAAAUGAAGGUAGGGAAAGACAAAUUUCAUAA